CCGAAUCAGAUGGAGCAGAAGGGGAGAGGAGUUGGAUUGGUUCUAUUUCCAUGCCCAUUGCAGGGCCACAUAAACCCCAUGCUUCAGCUAGCCUCCAUUCUCUACUCCAAUGGCUUCUCCAUCAUCAUCAUCCACACUCAAUUUAACUCUCCCAAAUCCUCCAAUUACCCUCACUUCACCUUCAUUCCCAUACCCGACGGCAUAUCGGACGUUCUAGACUCGAUUUCAGAUGGUUUCGCUUUUCUCUCAUUUUUCAACGUCAACCGUGCAGUUCCACUACGGGAUUGCUUGCUUCGGUUGUUAUCUGAUGGUGCAAAAGAAGCAGAGCGUAUUGCUUGUAUCAUCUCCGAUUCUGUCAUGCAUUUUACACAAGGUGUCGCCGACAGUCUUAAGCUUCCGAGGCUUGCGUUACGGGUCAGCAGCACCGCAUCCUUUCUUGCCUUCACUGCCUUCCCAGUUUUGAGACUCAAAGGUUACCGCCCUGUAUCAGAUUCUGAGUUGGAGACAGAAGUAUCAGAGCUUCCACCUCUGAGAGUAAAGGAUCUACCUGCUUACAACAUGGAUAACAUAGAGAAGGAGUGCCAAUUUGUGGGCAGCAUGGUCAAUCAUGUGAAGCCCUCAUCUGGAGUCAUUUUGAACACCUUCCAUCACCUUGAAGAAUCGGAAUUGGCAAAAUUUGGUCAAGAAGUUCCAAUCCCGAUCUUCACAAUAGGCCCCUUCCAUAAACUCUUCCCAGCUUCUUCCAGUAGCUUAUUAUCCCAAGACCGCAGCUGCAUCACUUGGUUAGAUACACAACCACCGAACUCUGUAAUCUAUGUCAGCUUCGGCAGCGUAGCCAGCAUGGAUGAGGCUGAAUUUGUGGAGAUAGCUUGGGGGCUAGCCAACAGCGAGUGCCCUUUCUUGUGGGUGGUUCGAUCCGGCUUGGUCCAUGGCUCAGACCGGAUUGAACCAGUAUGGCCUGAUGGGUUACUAGAAUUAAUGAUUAGUGGUGGAAAGGGAUGCAUUGUCAAAUGGGCCCCACAACAGGAAGUGUUGGCUCAUCCUGCUGUGGGAGGGUUUUGGACCCACAACGGCUGGAACUCAACGCUGGAGAGUAUAUGUGAAGGGGUGCCAAUGCUGUGUCGGCCUUGUUUUGGAGACCAGAAGGUGAUCGCGAGGUACGUGAGCCAUGUGUGGAGGGUGGGUUUGCAUCUUGAGAUCAAUAGGUUGGAGGGAGGGGAGAUUGUGAGAAACAUAAGAAGACUAAUGGAUGAGAAAGAAGGGGAGGAGAUGAGAGAGAGGGUUGCGUCUCUGAAGGAGAAGGCAGAAGUUUGCGUCAGGAAAGGAGGUUCUUCCUACGAGUCUCUACAGGACUUAAUAGCUCGGAUCUUGUCAUUUUGA
Messenger RNA from Telopea speciosissima, 1380 nucleotides. Its product is annotated as UDP-glycosyltransferase 76B1-like. Lineage: Eukaryota; Viridiplantae; Streptophyta; Magnoliopsida; Proteales; Proteaceae. Bases 10 to 1380 code for a protein of 456 amino acids. The record is from RefSeq and is a predicted model, not a curated record. The transcript is spliced from 2 exons. Gene Ontology annotation, molecular function: UDP-glycosyltransferase activity.